AUGUCUCAGUACAUUGGUAAGACAAUUUCUUUGAUUUCUAACAAGGGACUCAGAUACGUUGGUUUAUUGGACAAUAUAAAUGGAGAUGAUGCAACCGUGGCAUUGAAGUCUGUUAGACCUUUUGGAUCUGAAGGUAGAAUGGCCUUAGCUGGAAAUCCACAUUUGGAAAUACCUCCUUCAAAGGAUAUUCAUGAUUAUGUUGUUUUCAGAGGCAGUGAUGUUAAGGACUUGAGUGUUUUAGAUAUUCCAAUUGACCAAGUUAAACCAGAACCUUAUAUUCCCCAAUAUCAACAAAUUGUUCCUCAAACAACGGCCUCUCCAACUCAGGCUGCUCCUCAACAAUAUGAACAGUCUACAAUGGCCUCGGCUAAUGAACCAACUACUACUUCAACUGGUUCUACUACUGAAAGAAGUGCUCCAACUGUGACUCGCACUGCUGAAAGUGAUUCCCAAGUAACUUCUGCGGUUCCUGGUCAAUAUGCCCCUCUGGUCCCUACUCCUACUUCCUCCCAUGAUCCUCGCCAACACCAAGCUGCUCCUACUCCUUCUACUUCAGCAACAAGUACCGAGAAGGAAUCUCAAACUGCCACAAGCUCUCAGUAUCCUCCACAAUCCCAACCUGGAUCUUUACCCCAACCUGGUGCUACUCAAAAACCAAGAUCUAACAGACCGGUUAAUGCUCAACCACGUCCAACUCCAACAGCUUUUACUUCUGAAGGACUGUUUACAUCUGACUUCGAUUUUGAAGGAGCCAAUGCCCGUUUCUCAAAGGAAAUCCAAGAAGAAAAGGAAAAACAACAUCAGGCAGCUUACAACAAGAGUUCAUCAUUCUUCGACUCUUUAUCUUCCGGUACAAAUAAUUCACGCGCUCCAAAAUGGAACGAUGAUGAUAAUUCAAGAAAUAGAGGCGGAUAUCGUGGUCGCGGUGGUCGUGGUGGCAGAGGUGGAAGAGGCGGUCGCGGUGGACGUGGUGGUUAUAGAAACGAAUACAACAACAAGCCAGAAUGGGCAUAA
Lizanozyma spartinae is the source of this 1014-nucleotide messenger RNA. RefSeq lists its product as uncharacterized. The record is from RefSeq and is a predicted model, not a curated record. Gene Ontology annotation, molecular function: RNA binding. The coding region runs from base 1 to 1014 and encodes 337 amino acids. The transcript has a single exon. Lineage: Eukaryota; Fungi; Ascomycota; Pichiomycetes; Serinales; Debaryomycetaceae.